CAAUGCGACGCAGUCAAACUGGAGCGUGCUUUUUUACAUUUUGUGCUUGUACGGCUUCCACAUCUGUGUAAUUCUCCCUGCGAUGCGAGCUUCUUGCCUUGUCUUUAUUUUUCGGACUGGUUCUUUGUACUUUCGCUCAAGAGAAGAAGAUCGACAAACUUCAAAUUGGCAUUAAGAAAAGAGCAGAGUCAUGCGAGAUCAAGUCGAGGAAAAGGGAUGUAUUGCAUAUGCACUAUACCGGCACACUUCUCGAUGGAACUGAGUUCGAUUCUAGCCGAACUCGUAACCAAGGAAUUCACGUUUACACUGGGAAUGGGACAGGUGAUCAAGGGAUGGGAUCAAGGGCUUUUGAAUAUGUGUGUUGGUGAGCGUCGAAUUCUUACCAUUCCUGCUCAUAUGGCGUACGGAGAACGUGGUUCGCCUCCAAAAAUACCAGCAAACGCUCCCUUGAAAUUCGACGUUGAACUGAUGAAGAUUGAUCGUAAAGGAGAGUUGUAA
Molecule: messenger RNA, 498 nt
Organism: Ostertagia ostertagi
Lineage: Eukaryota; Metazoa; Nematoda; Chromadorea; Rhabditida; Trichostrongylidae
Source: the annotation of a GenBank genome assembly